This is a messenger RNA of Aspergillus neoniger CBS 115656, 567 nucleotides long. RefSeq lists its product as uncharacterized. Bases 392 to 550 code for a protein of 52 amino acids. The transcript is spliced from 2 exons. Lineage: Eukaryota; Fungi; Ascomycota; Eurotiomycetes; Eurotiales; Aspergillaceae. The record is from RefSeq and is a predicted model, not a curated record.
GCACCGGGUGGGUAGGAAGCGCUAACAAGACCAGCUUAACAGAAUGCGGUCCAUGCUGAGACAGCAGAUGGACUCCACAGGCUUAUAUUCAAGCUUGAGAAGAUUAGCUUGAGACUUAACUCGUCACCCCCAUUGGGAAGCCGUGUUGACUGAGGACCUGUGGGGCAGAGUUAUCGAGGGUGUAACUCCUGGUGACGAUAUGACUUGAGUGACCCGGAGCGUCAAAAAAAGUACAAAACCUGGCGUAAGCUACUGCCGAAUCUCAUCUGAAAGGGGUAUAAGUGCCGUUCGUCAUGAUGUUGCAGAAUCACUAAGCAAGUGCCGCUGGACCCGAGUUCCAGGAGUUCUGGUCCUGGGCGAUCCGAAUGCGGAGACGGCGAUCACCUAGGCGAUGGGCACUAUCUGGACCUACUAUCUGUACGUUUAUAUGAGACUAAAUUAUAGUCCCGCAGCGGUCUGGACUAUCGCCCUGAUUAUCUCGAUCGUGUGGUUUCGAAAAGGGGGGUUUCUGGUGGAAUUGCUCGAGCCAGCCAUCGGAGCGGUUCUGUAGAGGACAUCUACCUAGAA